Molecule: messenger RNA, 1038 nt
Organism: Suillus subaureus
Lineage: Eukaryota; Fungi; Basidiomycota; Agaricomycetes; Boletales; Suillaceae
Exons: 1
Source: RefSeq, a predicted model, not a curated record
UGCGAUCUCCCAUUAUCAUGGCACAAAGGUCAUGAUGAUGCACUUUCAAUCCUUACCACUUCACAGCUUGAUCUGGCUCAUUACUCCUAUGCGGAACUCUUCACUGCUACCUCUGGCAUCGACAUGCUACAUCUGUUUGGACAAAACAAAUAUCUUGGCAUCAAUAGUACAGACGAUGAGCUCGAUGACCCAAGCCAAGUGCCCAGACCUCCCCCUCUUAUUGCAAUGUCUCCUACCUCACAGUGCCUACUGGAAAUGGUGUUGAGUGAGGAUGGUGUUGAGGGUGCUGGUCUUAGAGAGUUGCAGGGAGAGAAUGAUGAUGAAGAAAUUAUGUUAACGUUUCAAGAGGCCCUAAUUGAUGACUUGCCUACUGAUGCCCCCCCAGCUCAGUCCAACCAUCCUCACACUCUAGAUCCAUUGUCCCCUCCCUUACCACAAGGCCUAGGUAUCUGUCCCAAUGACUAUCUGCUGUAUAGUGGAUGCUGGAUUCACAAACAGAUGGUCUGCUGUCUAGUUGUUAAUAAGGACUUUGUCUCAAAAUUGCUCAAUCAACUUGAGUGCAUCCAUGCAGGCUAUACAAAAGUCAACAAACAGAUCAACAUAUCAGCAGGACAUAUCACUAACCAGAACUUAUUCCUCAUUGGAGAUAUUUUUCUUACCAUCCUUUGUUCCACUCGCACUCUUUCUAUUGGCAUACUUCAUUUGACUACAGCAACUCUCAGCAGUAUUUCUCAGUCAUCAAUCAACAUAGGCAUGAUGAAGGCUUCAAGAACCAUGGUGAAAAUCACCGGUCAACUCCUCAGCAUCAUUUCUACUCGCCCUUUACCUGACAUCUCCCAGGUAUUCUUAUGGGACGGUGGAUAUAUUACAGCGCAUUUGGUGAUUCAAGGUUCCUCACAGUCCACAGAACAUGUCAUUGUUGUGACUGUCCCAGGUUCUCUUGUUGAGCCUGUCAAUCCUGAGCCUACCUUCAUUAGACUACAUGACAACAUCAAUGUGGAUGAGUUCUUGCAAGUGAAUGGGGGCCAGAGCAUGUAG